UCAUCACACACACAACACACAGCGAAGCAACUCCAGCCACCUUCACCUCCUCCUCCUCCUCCAAGAAUCAAGCUCACAGCUAAAAAAAGGGGAUAGAGGUAGAGAGGGUGAGAGAAGAGGGAGAGGUUGAGUUGAAGAAAUGUUUUUCAUUGAUAAAAAUGCAAUCAUUUUGCUGCUUCUCUCGUGCUUAUGCUGCAAAGUUUCGAGCUUGGGAUCAAUGUCGUCAGUCGCCAUAUCCUACGGAGAAAAUGGGCCAGUUUUCUGCGGCUUAAAAUCUGACGGCUCCCAUCUCGCCACGUGCUACGGCUCGAAUCCUUCAAUAAUUCAUGCAACGCCGGAUCACCUACAUUUCCUCGGCCUAACCGCCGGAAACGGCUUCGUCUGCGGUCUUUUAAUCGAUUCAAAUCAGCCCUUUUGCUGGGGGAACACGGCCUUCAUUCCAAUGGGGGUUUCUCUUCAGACUUCAAGAAAUGCAGAGUACAUUGAAAUCAGCGCAGGAGACCACCAUUUGUGCGGAUUGAGGAAGCCCUUGUUUGGGAAGAUGAGGAACACUUCUUUAGUUGAUUGUUGGGGCUAUAACAUGACAAAAAGUCACGAUUUUGAUGGGCAGAUCCAGUCGAUUUCAGCUGGCUCAGAGUUCAAUUGUGGCCUUUUUGCUCAGAAUAGGAGUGUUUUCUGCUGGGGUGAUCAGACUAGUAGCAAUGUGAUAGGAUUGGUUCCAAAAGCUUCUAUGUUUAGGACAAUUGCAGCUGGAGGGUUUCAUGUUUGUGGGAUUUUGGAAGGUGCGCAUUCGAGUGUUGAAUGUUGGGGUACAAGUUUGGAUAUUGAGGUGGAGAUUUCUACAUCUUCUUCUGUUAUGUAUGCAGGGCAGCUCAAUGUGGAUGCAGCGCCGGACGAUCCUAUGCUGUCUGUGGUUGGGGGGAAGUUUCAUGCUUGUGGGAUUAGGAGUUAUGAUAGGAGUGUGGUUUGCUGGGGUUAUGAGGUGGACAGGAGCACGCCGCCCCCAUUGGGGGUGAAGCUGUAUGAGAUAGCUGCAGGGGAUUACUUCAGUUGUGGGAUCAUAGCUGAGACGUCUCUACUGCCUGUUUGUUGGGGUGCUAACUUCCCCUCUGCUCUGCCUCUGGCUGUCUCUCCCGGGGUCUGCAAGGUGGGGGCGUGUGCUCCUGGCUACCACGAGUUCAACAAUGCCAGCGCGCCUUGCAGGUUCCAGGAUUCCCACAUUUGCGUCCCCUGCAGUGGGGAGUGUGAUGGUGAGAUGUAUGAGGAGGUUGGGUGCGGUGGGGAGGUGGAUAGGCAAUGUGGGUAUAAUUGCUCGAGCUGCAGCUCGAGUGAGUGUGUCAAGAAUUGCUCCAUGGUGGUUGGUGGUGGUGGGAUUAGGAGUGAGAAUCUUUGGUCUUUGCAGUUGCCUAUUAUUGUUGCAGAGAUUUGCUUUGCUGUGUUCUUAGUGAGUGUUGUGGCUUUGACCUCUGUUAUGUAUGUUAGGUAUAAGCUGAGGAACUGUAGAUGCUCUGUUGACUCCACAAAAGGCAGUGGCAGCUCUUUUAGGAAGGAGAGUGGCAAGAUUAGGCCAGAUUUGGAUGAGUUGAAGAUCAGGAGAGCUCAGAAGUUCACCUAUGAGGAGCUUGAGAAGGCCACGGAAGGGUUCAAGGACGAAUCCCUCGUGGGGAGGGGGAGCUUCUCGUGCGUGUUCAAAGGGGUGUUGAAGGAUGGCACCGUUGUUGCAGUGAAAAGGGCGAUUUUGUCCUCUGAUAUGAAGAAGAACUCGAAGGAGUUCCACACGGAGCUGGACUUGCUGUCACGUCUAAACCAUGCACAUUUACUCAAUCUGCUAGGCUAUUGUGAGGAGGCUGGUGAAAGGCUUCUUGUGUAUGAGUUCAUGGCUAAUGGCUCUUUGCAUCAGCACAUUCAUAGCAAGAAUAAGGAGACGAAGGAGCAAUUGGAUUGGGUGAGGCGUGUGACGAUUGCUGUCCAAGCAGCUCGAGGGAUUGAGUAUCUGCACGGCUAUGCUUGCCCUCCGGUGAUUCAUCGCGAUAUAAAGUCUUCAAACAUCCUCAUAGACGAGGAGCACAAUGCUCGUGUCGCUGAUUUCGGCCUCUCCUUGCUCGGGCCUGCAAACAGCAGCUCGCCACUGGCUGAGCUGCCUGCGGGGACAUUAGGAUAUCUUGAUCCCGAGUAUUAUAGGCUGCACUACCUCACAACAAAAUCGGAUGUGUAUAGCUUUGGUGUUUUGCUGUUGGAGAUCUUGAGUGGGAGGAAGGCCAUUGAUAUGCAGUAUGAGGAAGGGAAUGUAGUCGAGUGGGCCGUCCCUUUGAUCAAGAACAACGAUGUGGAGGCCGUUCUUGAUCAAUCAUUGAAGCCUCCAUCCGAUCUUGAAGCCCUGAAACGGAUUGCCAACAUUGCUAGUAAAUGUGUGAGGAUGAGAGGGAAGGAGAGGCCGUCUAUGGACAAGGUUACAACGGCUUUGGAGCGUGCACUUGCACAGCUGAUGGGCAGCCCAUGUAGCGAGCAGCCUAUACUCCCGACUGAAGUGGUGUUGGGGAGUAGUAGGAUGCAUAAGAAGUCGUCUCAGAGGUCGGGGAACCGGUCCACCUCAGAGACGGAUGGGGCAGACACCGAGGAUCAGAGGAUCGAGUUUAGGGCUCCAUCUUGGAUCACCUUCCCUAGCGUGGCUUCCUCACAGAGGAGGAAGUCAUCGGUCUCCGAGUCUGAUCUUGAAGCUGCUAAGAACAUUGAGGUGAGGAACACAGGGAAUGGGACCACAGUUGGGGACGCAUUGAGGAGUCUGGUGGAGGAGAUUGGCCCGGCCUCACCUCAAGAACACUUGUACUUGCAGCACAACUUCUAGCUCGCGUUGACUAGAAUUGGAUCAACGCACGUUUAAAAUGGCGUCUUGUUGCCAAUCAAUGACUAACAUGGAAUGGAAGUGAGUCUUGUAAAUUAGCUCUACCCUCUCAAGUAAGCAUGUUAUGUUUUUUCCAAAGCUUUUUGAGCUAAUGUCAAGACUCUUUACUUCCAAAUGGUAACCUUUUUAUGGUAAUGUGUAUGUAUGCAUCAAGAUUCAUUCAAUAUCUAUUGUGUCCACUUAUAUUCCCUGAUUGCACAAUACUAGUAGUAAAAAUCACUUGAUGUAUGCUUAGUCUUAAGGACUAGCUUGUUUCUAGACAUGACUUAGUAUCGAACCUUUUACAUCGUACAGCAGAAGGCCUGCCACGGUGCAGUGGAUCGACUAGCUUCAAAGAAUAGUUUACACAAGAUGUUAGACAACAUGUGAAUAAAUAAUUGCUUCAAUCCCUCAUUUAAGUUAUAUAUUGUCUAGUCCUAUUAGUUUAGACCAUCCAAAAACAGCAACAGACAAUUUAAGCAAAUUUUCAAGUUACAGAUCCCUAUAAAUUCCAAAAUACUUGGCAACAUCAUGUAGCUAAUAAAUCAAUAAUGAAUUCUUGUCUUUAUACUUUUUAAGGUUUGUUCUUGAUCACAAGACCACUUAUUUAUCACCUUGUUAGGCACCUCAUUUUCUCCAUGUUUACCAUCUUCGUUCUCGUGUAAAAGGUUCACCAGAAUCAUUUUAAGUUUGUUCAUUCGAAACCACUAUGGUGCUGUCAAAAUUUAAGGUUGAGAGCAUGGAAAGUUUAUUAUUCGUUUUGUUACCGGGUUUCUAUCUCCUUCUUGGAGCUACUGCUACUGCUACUGCCAAGACUACUAGUUUCUCGGAGGAAGGCCCUUCCUACGAUUAUUCUGCAAGUAUUGAGUGCAAAUCAGCACCAGAUAGUCCACUCUACAACGGUGGUGUCAUGAAGGAUCAGACUCUUGGAACGAGAGGGCACCGCCACUUCAAAAUCGCGAUGAAUUCCCCUGCCCUCACUUUGAGCAAUCUCACCGGCGAUACGAUCUAUGCCUUCUCCAGCUGGGUUAAGAUUUCUGGUGCAGAUUCGGCCGCGCUAAAGGCGACCCUAACGACCGAUAACACCACUUUUACUUGCGUGGGAACUGUGGUCGCGAGGAGUGCAUGCUGGUCAUUUCUCAAAGGCGGAUUCAGCCUCGACUCACCUUCCAACUACGCGUUCAUCUACUUUCAGAAUUCAGAUGAUUUCCAAUUGAAUGUAUCAGUUUCAAGUGCUUCUCUUCAGCCAUUUACUUAUCAGGAGUGGAAUGAAAACCAGCAAAAAAUGAUAACCACAGAGAGGAAACGCGCUGCCAUACUGCACGUAUCGGAUGUCGAUGGAACGAGGCUGCAGGGUGCCAGCGUCGCUGUAGAGCAAAUUUCUCGAGAUUUCCCAUUCGGAUCCGCCAUUGCAGAGACCAUCCUUGGGAAUUUGCCAUAUCAGAAUUGGUUUGUGGAACGAUUCAACGCUGCUGUGUUCGAAAACGAGCUGAAAUGGGCAGCAACGGAGCCUCGACAAGGAGAGGUGAACUACACGAUCCCGAACCAAAUGCUUGAAUUCACGCGCAGAAACCAGAUCACGGUGAGAGGGCACAACAUCUUCUGGGAGGACCCAAAAUACACGCCUCUGUGGGUUCGAAACCUACCAGCACCCGAGUUGAAAUCUGCAGUUAGCUCGCGGAUACAGAGCCUUGUCUCCAACUACAAGAACGAGUUUGUACACUGAGACGUCAACAAUGAGAUGCUCCACUGGGACUUCUACGAGCAGAGGCUCGGCCCCAACGCAAGCCUAGACUUCUUCUUGACGGUUCAGGAAUCGGACCCCCUUGCUCGCCUCUUCAUGAACGACUUCAACGUCCUUGAGACCUGCGAUGACACGAAAUCGACUGUCGAUAAUUAUGUCUCGAGGCUUCAAGAAUUCGGAGCAGCCGGGGUGGUAAUGGACGGAAUCGGACUCGAAGGGCAUUUCUCUGCUCCGAAUCCAGCCUUGAUCCACGCUGUGCUCGACAAACUAGCCCUCCUCGAUCUCCCCAUCUGGCUCACGGAGGUGGACAUCAGCAAGAAAUUCGAUCAACAAAUGCAGGCCAAAUAUUUAGAGGUUGUUUUGAGAGAAGUUUCUCAAACCCUUCUGUCAAUGGAAUUAUAUUGUGGUCUGCAUUGCAUCCCAAGGGAUGCUACCAAAUGUGCUUAACAGAUAACACUCUCAAGAACCUCCCGGCCGGAGAUGUCGUCGAUGCCCUCCUGAAGGAAUGGCGGACCAGCGCGAUCGAGGGCAAGAGCGAGGUCCAUGGUGCCUUCGGCUUCAUUGGCUUCCACGGCCAAUACCACGUCGCUGUCAGCUGGCAACAGAACCGCGCACACGACGCUGUCUCUCAGCCGCGGCGAUGAAACUAAACAUCAAAACAUUCAAUUGUAGAUUGAAUGUUGCAAUUAUAAUAAAGAAAAGGAAAAGUAACAUAAUUGAAAUAUUGUUCAUUAUAUAAUCUACUAUAGCAGACAUAACGUAGAAGCUAUGCUUGUGAUUGCGGCAAAGGGACCAACUUUGGUCGGACACAUUUUCCACA
Molecule: messenger RNA, 5445 nt
Organism: Salvia splendens (bonfire salvia)
Lineage: Eukaryota; Viridiplantae; Streptophyta; Magnoliopsida; Lamiales; Lamiaceae
Product: serine/threonine-protein kinase-like protein ACR4
Exons: 7
Coding region: 140-2845 (901 amino acids)
Biological process (GO): protein phosphorylation
Molecular function (GO): ATP binding; protein kinase activity
Source: RefSeq, a predicted model, not a curated record